Molecule: messenger RNA, 749 nt
Organism: Telopea speciosissima
Lineage: Eukaryota; Viridiplantae; Streptophyta; Magnoliopsida; Proteales; Proteaceae
Exons: 4
Coding region: 93-749 (218 amino acids)
Source: RefSeq, a predicted model, not a curated record
UUAUCAGAAACUAAGGAUGGAAGAAGGGGUAGAAGCGCUUGUCCAAAAGUAAGGUUGCAACUAACAAGUUGGCCUCAGAGGUUCAAGAAAGCAUGGCUGAGCAAGCAGGAGUGGCUUCAGUAGAUCAUGCAGAUAUGCCAAUGAACUCCCCUAUCAGACAUACUUUACUUGGUACUGCUGGUGGAAAUGUGGGGCACUACAACUAUGAGAUGGGACUGGAUAGCACAUAUGGUGAAGAGAUGGCUAAGGACAGGGUAUCAUCCAUGCUAUCAAGAGGGAUGGAUAAUUCGUUGCCAAGACUUCCACCUGUCUCACUUGUUCUGUCAUCCCAUGAAGCAUUGUUGGAACUAGCCUCUGCCCCAUCCAUGAAAGGGAAAAAUCUGAUGACUAUUGCUCCUCCUGAUGAAGGGAGACGGGAUUCUGGAGGGAAUCUAGCAAGCCAGGCUUCUGAAACUCCUGUUUCGGGUAAGAAAGAUGUGCGAUUUCGGAGGACAUCAUCUUGCAGUGAUGCUGAUGUGUCGGAUACCUCAUUUAUAGACAUGCUUAAAAGCUCUGUUAAGAAGCCAGUGCUGACAGAGGCUGAUACCAUGGCUGGAGCCUUAGAGUUAUCUGAUAACACACAAGGGAGCCGGAGUGGUAAAAAGAAAGGGAAGAAAGGGAGGCAAAUUGAUCCUGCUCUGCUUGGUUUCAAAGUCUCCAGCAAUCGAAUCAUGAUGGGCGAGAUUCAAUGCCUUGACGAUUUACUGUAA